AUGACGGCCCACAUCCUCAUCCUGCUGUGGCUCUUCGCCUUCUCCGCCCUGGGGGACCCGGACUCCGCGGGCAGGAGGCCCUUGCACCAGGUCCUCCAGCACCGCGGGCGCCUCUGUUCCUUGGGCACAUGCCAAACGCACCACCUGUUGGAGAUCAUAUAUUGGCUCCGCUGCCUCCAACAAGGAGCCGUCGGGGAAGGCUGGCCGUGAGCCCCAGGACCCACACAGCUAUGGGCGCCGCCGGCGGCGCUAGACGAGAGCCCUGCUCCGUCCCCAGGACGCCGACCUGCAGCAAGGGAGCGAGCGCAGUGCCCAGCUCGCUGGGUGACUUUGGGCACCUCUGCUCCUUCCUUGGCCUCACGCCUCCUUCGUGCCAACUCAAUCCAUGCACCUCCCGCGAGUCGUUCUGGCGAGCCGAGCCGACCCCAAAGCACCCGUACCCCCUCACUGGGGUGGAAGCACGAGAUUCGCUCCUGCACCCCACGCGUGUGGCGUUAA
Cynocephalus volans (Philippine flying lemur) is the source of this 498-nucleotide messenger RNA. RefSeq names its product adrenomedullin 5 (putative) (gene ADM5). Lineage: Eukaryota; Metazoa; Chordata; Mammalia; Dermoptera; Cynocephalidae. The record is from RefSeq and is a predicted model, not a curated record. Gene Ontology annotation, biological process: adenylate cyclase-activating G protein-coupled receptor signaling pathway; regulation of systemic arterial blood pressure; positive regulation of heart rate.